GGAGAAGAAAAGGCGGUUACCUGCUAGCACGGCUAGGCUAACUGCCGGAGCCGACCUGGCCGGAAAAUAACACCCAUUUAACGCGCAGCAGAGCCCUGUGACACCGCUGCCGCUUCGGUGCAGUCCCAUACUCACUCUCCAGGUAGUCCUCCAGCUUCAUCCUCUCAAUCUCGGCCUGCUGACCCCACGGUUGUGCGGCUGGAGGCGGACACAUUCCUCUGUCCUCCCCCCGGACGCUGUGAGAGAGGAGGCGGAGCUGCUGCUGCUUUAAUUAGUGAAGAAGGAGCAGCAGGAGGAGCAGAGGAGCGGACGGUUCGGAUUGUUACGCAGCAGACUGACGGAGCUGUGUGUGCGUGUGUGUAUUCGUGUAUCCGGUGACAGUCUGGAGGUGUGCGGACAGCGGUGACCGGUUCGGAGCGUGCGCAGUGAGGACCACCUGCUGCUGGUCACCGAGCGGGCCAGGGCGCGCGGGGACGGAAUGCGGGUUUCACGCACGGAGUACGCGCAGUUCCUGAGCGCUCCGUGCUGUGUGCGUGCAGCGAGCAUGUUGCCAUGGUGCCCCGGGCUCAGAUGAGCGGCACGCGGAGGAGCUCCGGUCGGGAUGGCUCGCGAGGACGCGGUGAGGUGUCUGCGCUGCCUGCUGUACGCGCUCAACCUGCUGUUCUGGCUGAUGUCAGCAUGUGUGCUGGGAGUGGCGGUGUGGAUCCGUGACUCUCUCAACACCGUCCUCACCCUGACGGCCCACACCAGGUUGGAGGAAGCUGCCGUCCUCACGUACUCUCCAGCUGUUCACCCCGUCAUUGUUGCCGUGUGCUGCUUUCUCAUCAUCGUGGCAAUGGUGGGGUACUGCGGCACGCUCAGGUGUGACCUGCUGCUGCUCUCUUGGUACUUCGGCAGUCUGUUGGUGAUCUUCUGUGUGGAGCUGGCCAGUGCUGUGUGGACCUACGAGGAGCCCUCAGUGCAGCGCUCUGACAUGAUCAGCCUGAAGUCUCGAAUGCCAAACUACGGUCUGCAGCGUUACCAGUGGCUCACACACACCUGGAACAGCUUUCAGACUGAGUUUAAAUGCUGCGGUGUCAUCUACUUCACUGAUUGGUUGGAGAUGACUGAGAUGGAGUGGCCACCUGACUCCUGCUGCUCCAAUCAGUAUCCAGGCUGCGCUCGCCAUGCCCACUACCACGACCUUAGCGACCUCCACCAAGAGGGCUGCGGUCCAAAGAUCUACACCUUCAUCCGUGGGACGAAGCAGUUGCAGAUGUUGCGUUUCCUGGGCGUGUCCAUCGGUGUGGCUCAGAUCAUCGCCAUGGCGCUCACUCUCACACUCCUCUGGGCGCUUUAUUAUGGACGGAAGUCUCCAGAGCCGGACAUGCCCACACUGCCGCCACCGGAUGACCCCGACCCUGACACAGCAGCACAUGCAGCCUCGGCGGACGCUUUAAAGUCGGGCUGCAGCCGCUCAAAUAAAGGCUGCACGAACAUGGCUGCCACCACACCGAAACAGCAGUUUGAGAUGGAGCGACUUCACGCUGCUGCCUAAAAAGCUUCGUCCGGCUUGUCCAACACCAGACAACCUUUACUCAGUGAGAACACGAGCACCGGCAGCUUCAGAGCAAAGCCACACCCCCCGAUGACCUCCUGACAUCGCUGCAGCUCCAAUCAUCACAGAACAAAAUGCGUGUCAGCGCGUGCCUGUAGCUGAUAGAGAGGACGCAUCAUCAGUUUUAUGUUAAAAUUUAAGUCCUGAAGUUAAACUCUGGACUUCCUGUUUAAAUAAGGCAGGUCAUGUGCUUUUUCUACAGGAAAACAGGAAAAUAAUCUUUUAUUUUUACAGUCUUGCUCUAUCACAUCCUCUAAACCGCACCACUCGAUUAUUGUUGAUAUCAGAUGUACAUGUGUGCAGCCUCUCAGCUUCCAGUUGGUCAGAGUGAAGGCGUUCCCACUCUUACAGUCUGACAGCUGAUCUGAUGGUGAUGGGUGUAGCUGCUGUUCUGUUCGUGCUUCUCUCUGUGAACUGUGAGUCAUCUGAAGAACAGACUGUAAACUGAGGAUGGACAGAAUGGUGACUUACUGCAGGUCUGGAGGAGACAAGUGAGACAGGUGAGGAAGAGAGGAGGCUGUUCCUGUCAGACAUCGUGAACUCUAAAGGAGCUGAUUUUGUUCUUCGGGAUGAUGAAGUCAGAGAACAUGUUAGAGAACAGACUUCCUCCUGUUUGGACUCCCCGCCUCUAAUGAGACCAAACAUAUGGACACAGCCGGCUGGAGACGGACUCCAGAUAUUUUCCUGACAGCUGUGUCAGGAGCCACUGGAACAUUAGAUGACUUUUGAAUUGGAUUAUUUAUGGAGCUCUCUGAGAGACUGUACACCCACAGGAAGUGUGAGAGUCUGUGCAUGCUGUUGGAUAUUUAUUGUUUGUUAUUACAGCGUUUUCACUGGAAUAAAACGAAAUAUUAAAGCUGUUUGAGACGGACGGCUUCUCCUCUGCACUUUAAUGGCUCCUUACUGUAACAGCUGGGACUAAAGUGACCUCCCUGCUUUGUUCUGAUACUCAUGUGAGAGCAUCUGUGGACGACCCAACUCUCACAAACUGUUUGCUGUGAUGAUAUUUCAGAUUAUUGAGAUGGGGCGAUGUGGGAGGAGCUUCUGGAUUUGGAGUGAAACCUGUGACAUUCCUGCAGCUGCUGGGAGAAAGCGGAGACGGUAACACGGAUACAGGGCGUCAGCUGCUUGCAGUGAAAAGCUCUCCAAAUCCAGCGAGCAUGAAAUCCUACCUCUACUACCACUGUACGCUUUAUUAAUAGGUCGCUGAGUCUCGGCGCUCCGGCCUCAACUCUCCAGCGCUGUUUCAUUCAGGCUGCCAGCGUCUGUGAGGGCAGACCGGCUCACUUUACUCGCCACGUCUAUUUUUAUAUCACACGGCUUAUCGUACACUCAUCUGAUCAUUGUGUAGUU
This is a messenger RNA of Pundamilia nyererei, 2950 nucleotides long. It is a transcript of the gene tspan12, whose product is annotated as tetraspanin 12. Lineage: Eukaryota; Metazoa; Chordata; Actinopteri; Cichliformes; Cichlidae. The transcript has 8 exons. The record is from RefSeq and is a predicted model, not a curated record. Gene Ontology annotation, cellular component: plasma membrane. The coding region runs from base 602 to 1537 and encodes 311 amino acids.